Gloeophyllum trabeum ATCC 11539 is the source of this 782-nucleotide messenger RNA. Its product is annotated as HSP20-like chaperone. Bases 190 to 660 code for a protein of 156 amino acids. The record is from RefSeq and is a predicted model, not a curated record. Gene Ontology annotation, biological process: protein complex oligomerization; response to hydrogen peroxide; protein folding. The transcript has 3 exons. NCBI's taxonomy places the organism in Eukaryota, Fungi, Basidiomycota, Agaricomycetes, Gloeophyllales, Gloeophyllaceae.
GGCUCAUCGAGACUCCCUUUCGGUCACACUUGCAUCAUAGCAAUUCAUUCACGAGGACGCAAAUGUGAAGAACAAUGAUUUGCAGAACGCGUAUAAAAGAGCGGAUACAGAGAGUCGUCCGGACAACAAGAAAAGUGGACAGUUCCUACAUCUUGCUACUGACUUCUUCUAUACUUCGCUCAUAUAACGAUGUCUCGCGGAUUCUACGACCCAUUCGCCGAGUUUGACCGCCUCUUCGACGAGGCGUUCAACGCGCGGAACAUCGGGUUCGGCGGCAACAGCCAGCCUCGGAACCAGCUUCAGCGCCGCCCUGAAUCUACGUCUUCAGCGUUGAGGCCAAGAAUGGACUUGCAUGAAGACGUCAAGCAGAAUGCCGUGACCGCCACAUUCGAGCUGCCGGGCUUGCGCAAGGAAGACGUGAACAUCGACUUCAACAACGGUCGCCUGACGGUGUCUGGUGAAAGCAAGCAGAGCGCAGAUCGCGAUGAAGCUGGGUAUGCUGUUCGGGAGAGGCGGUACGGCAGGUUCUCUCGUACCCUCCAGCUGCCAAACGGCGUGAAGCCCAAUGAUAUCAAGGCCUCGAUGGAGAACGGAGUGUUGACUGUAACAUUCCCGAGAGCGUCGGCAGAGCAGACUCCCCGACGCAUCACCGUGUCAUAAGGGGCGCAAGGAGGAGGAAAUGGAAGUGCUCUGAAUCAGUACCUGUGUCGUCAAGUAAGAAGUAUCCGGGGAGUGUACGAUUAUGUAGUGGCAUAGUCAAUAUCAGCGACUUCAUUUUUGUU